Molecule: messenger RNA, 322 nt
Organism: Ctenocephalides felis (cat flea)
Lineage: Eukaryota; Metazoa; Arthropoda; Insecta; Siphonaptera; Pulicidae
Exons: 3
Coding region: 14-322 (102 amino acids)
Source: RefSeq, a predicted model, not a curated record
CUCGUCCAUUGAGAUGUCCGGCGCUGUGCACCCGACGCCGCUUGCGCGCCGCUGCAGGGCGCUGAUCACGCUCUGCGCAGCGCUGUGCCUUGGGAAAUACACGUGUCACGGUCUGGCGCAUUAUGAUGACAUCAAUUCAAACAUUAGUGCUUUACCAUAUUUUGAAUUCAACGUCCCACGAAACGUGACCACUGCAGUUGGCCAAACGGCAUUUCUUCAUUGCAGAGUCGAGCAGCUGGGCGACAAAGACAUGAUUGACGACUUAUGCGAGAAAAGAAAACUCAAAGAAUGGAAAGUCGAGGCACAGGACAAGGAAACAUGA